UCACAACGAGACGCUACAAAGUUGUAAGCGAUGCUUUCCAAACUACAACGGAAACUUUUGUCGUGAAGGCCUUGUUAUUUGUUGCAACAGGUCCACGGACGGGACCCCCAAGCAGGAGAAAGUCGCCUUGCCCAUUGCGGGUUUAGGCUCUGGGAUUAAAGUGCUCGAUAGUCGCGCUGCUUUCGUCGAAACUGCCAGCGGGGAUUCAUGCUGUGUUGGUUAGCUAAAUGCGGUACGGAGCUACAAUGAUGCCGAUGUUCCUGACAGUAUACCUCAGUAACAAUGACCAGCAUUUUACUGAGGUCCCUGUUACCCCGGAGACGCUGUGCCGGGAUGUGGUGGAGUUGUGCAAGGAGCCCGGGGAGGCGGAUUGCCACCUGUCUGAGAUGUGGCGUGGAUCUGAGCGAGCAGUAGGUGAGGGGGAGAGGAUGCUGGAUGUGCUUCAACGAUGGGGACAACACAGGGCAGAGGUGCGCUUCUUUCUGCGUCACAACCGAGCCCCUAGCAGGGAGUCAGGAGGCUCAAGAGGCUCAGAGCCGAAGAGAAAUGGAGUGAAGGGUCCCCCAGACAGAAGGAUGGAGAAUGGGGUGACAACACCCAGGAUGGACAUGACGCUGGCCGAGCUACAAGAGAUGGCCGCCAGACAGCAGCAGCAGAUAGAAGCUCAGCAACAACUCCUGGCCUCCAAGGAGCAGCGACUGCGCUACCUAAAGCAGCAGGAGCAGCGUCAGCAGCAGCAGGCCUCUGAGCAGGAAAAGCUACAGCGCCUCCGGGAGAACAUUGAGAAUCAAGAAAGCCGGCUGAAGAAGGUCCGGGCCCUCAAGGGCCAAGUGGAGCAGAAACGCCUCAGCAAUGGCAAACUGGUCGAGGAGAUUGAGCAGAUGAACAACCUGUUCCAGCAGAAGCAGAGAGAAUUGGUGAUGGCUGCAUCCAAGGUGGAGGAGCUCAGCCUGCAGCUGGAGUUGCUCAAAAAUGGCAAGAUGGACAACUUCCACGAUAACCAGACCUCUGUGGCUGAACUAGACCGCCUCUACAAGGAGCUUCAGCUGAGGAACAAGCUCAACCAGGAUCAAAACUCUAAAUUGCAGCACCAGAGAGAGAGCCUGAACAAGCGAAACCUGGAGGUAGCUGCUAUGGACAAACGGAUUAAUGAGCUCCGAGAUCGGCUGUGGAAGAAGAAGGCUGCACUGCAGCAGAAAGAGAACUUGCCUCCUCAGAAGCCGUGGCAUUCAGAGCUCACCAAUGCCAACAAUGGCUAUCCUGUUAAAGAGAGGGCUUCAAAAGACACUCAUCCUCAGCUGCCCUCUGAUGGCCCAGCCGGACAGCAGUCAGGUCCGUCUCGUGUGGCAGCGGUCGGCCCAUACAUCCAGUCGUCCACUAUGCCCCGGGGCCCAGUGAGACACGACCUGUUAGUAAAACCAGCCUACCCAGACGGCACUGCCACCCUACCAGCCCACGACCCUCAGAACAAGGCCAGCACAGGCCUUCAGUCAUCCAAGCUGGCAGAUUGGAGCUCUGCAGGUCCAGAGUCCAACUCAAAUGGUCAUGGUCCAGCUUCAACACUGCCACGAAUGACCUCUCACUUGAACUCUCACACAGAACAAGAUGAAACGGAACUGAAGAAGGACAGGAAGGUACGUCCAUUUUCCAUGUUUGAGCCAACAGAGGUUCCCACCACCUCCUUACGAAAAAACCAGAGUAGUGAUGACCUGGUCAGGGAUGCUCAGUCUGCUGUUAAGGCCCCGGUCAAGGUGCCUCCACCUGUCCCCACCAAACCCAAAGGCCCUGGUGUUAUUUCCUACAGCAAACCAGGCCUCAAUACAGGCACCUUUCCUAAAGCCAAGCCGCACAGCCAGCAGCCUCAAGCUGCACAGGGCCGCAGUCCUGUCCCACCGUCACAGAGCCAGACACUCCCCCUACCCUCCAAGCAAGACCCUCCACCUGCCGCCACAGUACGGCCCUUCACCCCAGAGUUGCCCUCCUCCAAAGACACCAACCUGAGUAAGCCUCAGACCUUAGCAGCCAGCUCCAUUUACUCCAUGUACACACAGCAGCCUGGCUCAGGGAAGCCGUUCCAGCCUGGUAUACAGGGUGCACUCAACAGGGCCCAGACCCGCCCCAACGGAUUUAUCAGUGUGUACGGUAAACCAGUGAUCCCCAGUGGGGGCUCUAACCCAGAGAACCCUUAUGUGGACCGCCGCUCCCCAGCCCCAGAAUCUGAGGUGGACCACAACGGAGCCCAGCACAUGGGUCCCAGCCCAUCUGAAGGCUCUCAACCAGAGACUGAGCGUAUCCCCCGGCCCCUCAGCCCCACCAAACUUCUUCCCUUCAUUUCUAACCCCUAUCGGCAUCAGAGUGACGGGGACCUAGAAGCCCUGAGAAAGAAGCUCUACAAUGCUCCCAGGCCCCUGAAGAAACGCAGCUCUAUCACUGAACCAGAGGGGCCUGCAGGCCCCAACAUUCAGAAACUCCUUUAUCAGAAGACCACACUGGCCGCUAUGGAAACUGUGACUACACCGACCACUCCCACCUAUGCCGGGGAGGGAGAGAAGGUAGCAGAGGGAUCUGUGGGGCAGCAUGUUCCUCUGACUGGUGCAGAGAGCCAACCAUCAGAGGCGGGACAGUCUCUGGAGGGAGGACAAGUUCCAUCUCAGAUCAUUCCUGCCCCUGCUGAACAGACCAAACCACAUUCAGUAAUCCCAGAGAGCGAAUACAUUAUCCCCCCUCCUCCUCCAUCCCACCCAGCCCCCAGGCCAGAUGACAGCCUUUUCCCACCACCACCCUCUGCUGGCUUGGAUGACACAAUGCCCAACCUGCCUCCUCCACCUCCAGAAGGCUUCCUUGAAGAGUUCCCCCCCUACCCACCACCCCCAUACCCCAGUGGGGCAGAGCAGGACAGCUUGGGAGAGGACACCUUCAACAUGAAAGCACCAGAGGUCACUGGUCAGGUCACUCUGCCACCGGGGAAGAGGACAAACUUGCGCAAGGUUGGAUCUGAACGCAUCGAUCACAAAAUGAGAGUGAAGUUCAACCCACUGGCUCUUUUGCUGGACUCUUCUCUGGAGGGAGAGUUUGACCUGGUCCAGAGAAUCAUCUAUGAGGUUGAAGACCCCAGUCAGCCCAACGAUGAAGGCAUCACUGCUCUGCACAAUGCUGUCUGUGCUGGACAUACAGAGAUUGUCAAGUUUCUGGUUCAGUUUGGCGUCAACGUCAAUGCUGCAGACAGUGACGGCUGGACACCUCUUCACUGUGCUGCAUCCUGCAACAAUGUGCAAGUGUGCAAGUUCUUGGUGGAGUCUGGUGCAGCAGUCUUUGCUAUGACUUACAGUGACAUGCAGACAGCAGCUGAUAAAUGUGAAGAGAUGGAAGAAGGCUAUACCCAGUGCUCUCAGUUCCUCUAUGGUGUACAAGAGAAGAUGGGCAUCAUGAACAGGGGCGUGGUUUACGGUCUGUGGGACUACACAGGUGAAAAUCCUGAUGAACUGUCAUUCCGCGAGGGAGACUGUAUGACCAUCGUCCGCAGAGAAGAUGAGGACGAGAUUGAAUGGUGGUGGGCAUGCAUGGGCGACACCGAGGGUUACAUUCCCCGCAACCUGCUGGGGCUCUACCCGAGAAUAAAGCCAAGACAAAGAACACUGGCUUAAACCACAAAGAUCCCUGCACAUUUCAGUCUGCCACAACACUCCAAAAUGAACACACACAGGCUUUAACAGACUGGGGAAGAGAAGGACACUGCUGAAAUGAAGAGACAAGGACAGACCAAACAAUAUGAAGGAUCAGCUAUGAACUCUUUCUGGCCCAACUGGCACUUUUCUGUAUCUACAGCUGAGGGACUCCCUCACAUAUCUUUCCACGCCACACUGUGUACUGUGUACUGAAGACACAAAUGGCAUUGUUUUUCAUUAUUCCACUGUUUUUGUUUUUUUGUAAUCAGAUAUAAGUGUCUGAAAUAGUUUCCUAAAAUGACAAACUCAAAUGUCGGGAUGUAAAUGGAACAAGCAGUAUUCUUAUUGCUAGAAAAUGAUUUUUACACUUUUAAAUAGUCUUUUAAAACUUGCUCUCUGGUUAUUUUCUAACACACUUUGGGCUCUACUUGCAUUGAGAUGAAUGAGUGGAUAAUGAUGAGGAUGCUUUUGAAAUGCUCUGUAACCAUGACAAUCUUUGGGUGCUUGUUUCUCAUUAUCUGUUACUGAGUGACUGUGCCUCUAUAUUUCUGCACUGGAGGUGUAAAGUUUCCACUGUGAGUACCACUGUUAGAUAAUAGAUAAUGAAAUGACUGGUGGAGAAACGGUUAUGAAGGUUUCGAUUGAUCUGUUGCUGUUCAUUCUGUGGUCCAUGAUACCCAGAGAGCCAGUCUGCUUUCCUGCAUUGGCACAUGGUUGAGAUGCCAUAGAUAGUUUUGUCACAAAACUAGUGAAAUCUUACUGUAGGAAUUAUAUUAUUAUGAAAAUGGACUUUUGAAACUCUGAAGAGGCCCCUUUGACCAAGAAGAAGUCAUGCAGUAUGAAUUUUAAUGUUUUAUCACAGCCAUUCCAUGACAAUACAGUAAUGAACAGUAAGAAAGCUAGCCUAAUACCAGAAAGGGUGACUCUUUGUCGUAUUUGGUAACAAAAGACACUAUAUUCUAAAGUCGGAGACAAUUUCUAAAUCACAUCAUUUCUUGAAAGCAAAAAGUUAUAUAAAAAAGAUGGAACUUGUACAUUAUGAAUUCCCAAAACUCAACUCAUCACAUCUCUCUGUCACUGCAGAUGUAUUUAUUUUUGUUACUUUUUUCUUUAGCCGUUUUGUCUGAACUAUAACCACAAAUGUACUGUAGUAUUUCAAACAUUUAUAAUAAAAUACUUUGU
Scomber japonicus (chub mackerel) is the source of this 4847-nucleotide messenger RNA. It is a transcript of the gene tp53bp2a, whose product is annotated as tumor protein p53 binding protein, 2a. The record is from RefSeq and is a predicted model, not a curated record. Gene Ontology annotation, molecular function: p53 binding. Gene Ontology annotation, cellular component: nucleus. Bases 228 to 3644 code for a protein of 1138 amino acids. Gene Ontology annotation, biological process: regulation of apoptotic process; signal transduction. The transcript has 21 exons. Lineage: Eukaryota; Metazoa; Chordata; Actinopteri; Scombriformes; Scombridae.